GGAGGAGGAGGAGAAGGAAAGGAGGAGGGAGGGGGCAGACGGGAGAGAGAGUUUCACGGAGUGAGUGGAAAAAGAAAAGUCCGUGGAAAGAGAGGGAGAAAAGUGGAUAUCAUCUUAUUAUCUCUUCACAUGUGUUUUGUUUUUUGGCUUGGCCGUGCGUUUCAACGUCAAGUCUUGAAUAUGCAACUUCGCAGAGUCGUAAGGAGUUUUCGGACACGGCGCUUCUCCAUCGGCACGACGCGAUCCGAUAUCUGACCGUAGCGGGUCUGUCCGGCCACAAGACAACAACGAGCGUCUCCUCCACGUUGGGGAGGAAAAACAAAACGCGAAAAGUCCAAACAAACUGUUGGAGGACGGGUAAAGGGGCUGGAUCUGAGCGGGAGCGGAGGAGGAAAAGUUUACAGAGGAGUUUUGUGUGCGCGAUCCUGAGAUCAUCGAGAGGAAGAGGCUUGUUUCAUCUCUCUCUCUUUCUCACUCGCUCUCUCUUCUUUCUCAGUUAGCACGACUGCUAACGAAGCGGCUACACUCGCAAACAUGAAGACCCCGGGCGAUACGGGGUUUGCCUUCCCAGACUGGGCCUACAAGCCAGAGUCGAGCCCUGGGUCCAGACAGAUCCAGCUGUGGCACUUUAUCCUGGAGCUGCUGCGAAAAGAGGAGUACCACGAUGUCAUCGCCUGGCAGGGAGAUUACGGCGAGUUUGUCAUCAAAGACCCGGACGAGGUGGCGCGGCUGUGGGGUGCCCGCAAGUGCAAGCCACAGAUGAAUUACGACAAGCUCAGCCGAGCGCUCAGAUACUACUACAACAAAAGGAUCUUGCACAAAACCAAAGGAAAAAGAUUCACCUACAAGUUCAACUUCAACAAACUUGUGCUGGUUAACUAUCCGUUCAUUGACAUGGGCUCUGCAGGUUCUGGUGUUCCACAAAGCGCUCCACCUGUUCCCUCUGGCGUCAGCACUCAUUUCCGUUUCCCUCCAUCCACUCCAUCUGAUGUCCUCUCUCCCAGUGAGGAUCUGCGCAGUCCAGGAGUUUUCAGCGCUGUGGCUCGACGUAUGGCUCGCGGCUCUGUUUCCGACUGCAGCGACGGCACCUCCACCAACUCUGAGCUUGAGGAAACUGGCAUAGCUCCCGGAGAUGACCGCCCGACUGAUCGUGCCUUCAGAAACCUCCUCCACCCGCGGCUGUCCCACGAUUCCUUGUUCCGUAUGUACGGUGCCCCGCCCAACACAUCCGGGCUCUCCAGGAGCGGGCCUCACGGGCCCCGAAUGCACCCCGAAUCCAUGUCCCCCUUCCCAGUGUCCCCUCUUCCAGGCCCUGGAGGCUUGCUGGGUCCUGCUCUUUCACCAGCCCUCUCUAUGACCCCCGGCUCUCACAUGGCCUACACACCUUCCCCAUCCCUGUCACCCAUGUUGGGCUCCCACUUUUCCUUCAAUCCAGAGGACAUGAAGCGCUACCUGCAAGCUCACACGCAAAGCGUCUACAACUACCAUCUGAGUCCCCGUGCAUUCUUGCAUUACCCCAACAUCGUCAUCCCACAGCCCCAGCGCCCAGACAAGGGGCUUGGAGGACCAGCAGGUGUUGGCCCACAUCUUUCAAGUCAUCCUCUGCAUCACCAGGCUGAGGAUCCUCAUUUAUCUCCAUUCAAGUUUAAACUACAGCCACCCCCACUGGGACGCAAACAGAGAGAUGGGCCAACUCAUACUGGAGCAGGGCUUUCAAAUCCUGGAGGUGCUUCUGCGUCCUUCUCGUACAGCGGUGAGCCUGGUUCUGCGUCUGGGCAGGGGUCUCUCUUUUCUGCAAUGAUGUCUAAUCACACAAGCCAAGCAGGGCCACCAAAGAUCAAGGUGGAGCCCAUCUCAGACCUGGAGUCCGAGGAAGAGGUCGAAGUCACAGACAUCAGCGAGGAUGAGCAUGAAGAUGACGAUUGUGACGUAUUUUCCCCACCUCACCCCAAUGGCAUUUCCGCCCCUCCACCGAGCCAUGAUCGGAUGACUGACGAUGAUGAUCUCGAAGAAGAUGUCUUCAAGGCCCCCGCUGCCCCCACUUCAGUGGUUGGGCCGACCCUUUUGGCUCUUAAAGCAGAACCCAGGGAGCUAAACCUGUGCCAGGCUGCUCCGAUAAGUCCCGGGGGUACACGCUGUAUCCCGCUAAAGCUGCGUUUUAAACGUCGCUGGAGCGAAGACCAGCGGAUGGAGGCCGGAGCCGAAGAGGCCGAGGACAAGAAGAGCAGGCCUGAGGGGGAGGAACCUACCCAGGUGUCCGAGCCUAUACUGGGGGAGAAAAACGGAGACAGGAGAAGUCCCGAAUGUUUGGCUGCGCCCCUAGGGACAGGUCAGAGAAGGGUGAGCUCUGAGCUACAGCGAGCGACAGCACAGCUAUCUUUAGAAAACAAUGUUUGCUGAAGAGACGCAACAUCGCAGAGUUGCCCUCCAUACAUUUGAAUCACCCAUGGAUCCAUGAACUUGGUAGAUAAUUUCCAAGAAACUGAAAUUGUCAACUUCUGUAACCACAGGUUCACUCACUUCAAAGUGUUGCGACACUAAGAAUCAAUAAUACUGACAUCGUCUCUUAUGAAUUUUAAGUAACCAGGCCCCUCCCCCAAGUUCAGCCAGAGCUCCUCGCUUAAUGAACCUAUUCCUUCCUGUUUACCUAGUAGACUAACAUCUGAACUUCAAUGUGUAAACUUGGAUACAUUUUCCUGUCCUCUUCAGCAGGAUUUUGGGAUCAACCCAAUGCCUUCAAAACACAAUCAAGAGAUUACAGAAGUGCCUAAACUAGACAUUGAUGCACCCCUGUAAAACAUGAGUAGUGAUAUGAGAAGGUGAUAAUGAAUUGUUCCCCUCCAUGUUUUUUCUCCUUGUUAUGGGGUCAGGAGCCAGUGGACCUUCUCUUGUUUAAAAAUACAGGAUGCUACCUUUUCACACUCAUAGUUAUCAAAUUUUGCAGUUACGUACGCUUGUCCCAAGAUGACACGCUUUAUAUCGCCCACCAGGAUUCAUGUCCCUUUCCAGAUUUGAGAAGAACCGACUUGCCUUUUACUCUCAAACCAGGACUGUCAUGUUUCAUCACUGCCAUCAGAGUCAUUAACACCAGCGUACUACCAGCAAAAUGCUGCCUUCACUGCCGAAGUAUCCAAAAAUGGCUCAAGACACUAAAUACUCCAGCAUUUCAGCAAGCUCAGCCUCAGCAGAUGGGACCACUUAACAGCAUUUUACCGUAUCUUACACAUGUAUAUACACGUUGCGGAUUAGUUUUAUAUAUGUAAGUCCAUCUUAUUGACCACCCGCUGAAAUGGAAAUUAUAGGUUGUGUAUGAUUGGUCCUUCACCACCUGUUAUUUAUUUAUUUUUUUAAUAAGCAGUGUAAUCCCUUUAGGGAGGAAUGUUGAGGCAACAUAUAAGUGCGGGUGCUUUGAAAGCUACAGGUGUCUUGCAGUGAAUAUAUGUUUUUGCCAUUGUCCCUAAAACCACAUAGAGAAUCUUCUACGCCCGUUUCGUAAAAUAAAAGGAAAUCUUCAUGGUCUGUCAGGCGUAAAUCUCAGGACCAUACACCGUUUCGCUAUUGAAUAGGUUGUCUUUUGAACAUGAAGACUUUUAGAGAACCAAAAAUGAUGCCUUUAUAUGUACAAACAAAAGACUGACUUGCUCGAUGCUUUUAAAUGGGUUGCAUACAUUUUACUGACACUCACAAACACACAGAAGAGGCCUUAGAAAGAUGUCCUCAAAUAUUAUGCCUUAUUUAGUUUUAUACCUUAAAAGAAAAUAUCCCAAGUAAGAUUACAUUAGAGUCCAUAUAUUCUCUCACUUUAUUGCACGAUAGUCAUAUAUAUUUGAUAAAAGAAUAAACACGAGUUAUAUUUCUGAAUGUAAAUCUAUAUGAAAAUCUAUACAAAUGAGAGUUUAGUUAGGGCCCUAAAGUGCUUUACUGUAAACGAAAAGUGUUGUGUAAGCAAAGAUAGACAUAACUGACCAAUCAUUGAGAGCCUUGAAUACACCGCUGUCGUACGUUUUAAGGUCUAUACAUAAAGUUUAAUGCGCACACCUAAAAUCAUAUCUCUUUCGGUCUCUCUACAGUGUUUUAGUUGUAGGGGGAUUGUGUUUUAUCCAAGACGAUCGACAUUGACACGUUUGCUAUUUUAUCAUUCGGUCAUGACCAUCUCCGUUUGUAGCCAGAUGCAGGGAUGAUGUCAUAACCAUGCCCUCAAAAAGGGCCACCUCACUUUAGUAAACUGACUUUAGCCCUCAUAUGAAGAGGUAAUAUAAGGACCUGGCACACUUUUUUUCGGUUUACUUUCCUGAUUUUUCCUAUUGGAAUUAGUAGUUCUGUUUGGCGGCCUUAAACCGGUUCAGUAUCUGUAUUUCAACUGACAGCUGCCUUAUAUUUGUUAAAUAUUUUAUCCCUCUCUCUUUUAAUAUUAACAGUGCUGUUUUAUUAUAUAUCUAUUUUUUGGUUAUAUUACCAUUUAUCAUUUUUAAUGUUGCUAUUAUUGCUGGUAUUUUUUGUUUGUAUCCUUGCCUGAAUUUUAGCCUCUCGAAAUGAACAUUUUAGCAAAGCGCUCUCCUCUGCCCUCUUUGAUACCAUGAUAUAAAAGUGCUCAUCACAACGCUCUGGCUUUGUAUUAAUGCUGGUUUUUAUUUGCAAUUAAUAAGACCAGGUGAAGGGGAGGGGUGAUAUUAUACUAUCGCAUUAUUUUUAUUUUAAUAUGUUCUUUUUUGUUAAGUGUACAUAUAUAUAUAUUUUACAUUUUGGGGGAUGAUGUAUGAAAAAGACAAUUAUUUCUUUAUUGUGUUCAUGGUCUCUCUCUAUUACGCUUCUUUUCAUCUGUACCUCUCGACGGUUAUGUAAUACUUGUAAAGAGAGACGAAACUUGACAUCACAAGGAACCAUGUAUACUUUAGUUUCUCAUGUGGUUUCUUUUGCUCUUGUAAUUAAAACUGUAAUCAGGGUUCAUUAAAACAGGUUAAAGCGGA
Molecule: messenger RNA, 4967 nt
Organism: Misgurnus anguillicaudatus (oriental weatherfish)
Lineage: Eukaryota; Metazoa; Chordata; Actinopteri; Cypriniformes; Cobitidae
Gene: erf
Product: Ets2 repressor factor
Biological process (GO): cell differentiation; regulation of transcription by RNA polymerase II
Cellular component (GO): nucleus
Molecular function (GO): DNA-binding transcription factor activity, RNA polymerase II-specific; sequence-specific DNA binding
Source: RefSeq, a predicted model, not a curated record